This is a messenger RNA of Puccinia triticina, 762 nucleotides long. RefSeq lists its product as uncharacterized. Bases 1 to 762 code for a protein of 253 amino acids. NCBI's taxonomy places the organism in Eukaryota, Fungi, Basidiomycota, Pucciniomycetes, Pucciniales, Pucciniaceae. The record is from RefSeq and is a predicted model, not a curated record. The transcript has a single exon.
AUGGGCUUGAGGAUGGAGAGCUUUCACAGCCCUCAACUACUAGACAUAUCACCUGCUUCUACACCUUUUGAAGCUGCUAUGGCCUCAAACGCACAACCAGGUAGCUUAAAAACCAUUCCAAACGAGCUAUUUCACCACCCACCGGACCGCAACACGGCCGGUCAGAGCUUAUUGGACCCGCCACCGCUGCCCCCAAGUGUUGUUCCAAGUGGUGAUUCGUCCCAGCAGGUUUCACUCAGCUCAGAGGCUGCAAACAAGCCCGCUCACCCCCAACCAGACCAUAACACGUCUGAUCAGAACUUACCGGACCAGGCCUUGAACAAGCCCGCUGAUCACCUACCAAACUGUAGCAUGGCCAAUUGGAGUUUACCGGACCCACCGCCGCUGCCGCCGAUUGCCGUUGGCGCAGAUGUGUCCCACCAGGUACCACCCAACUCAGAUGGUGCAAACAAGCUUGCUGACCACCGAUCUGAAUGUAGCGCGGCUGAUCAGAGCUUACUGGACCCACUGCCUCUGCCGCCAAGUGUUGUUCCUAGUGUUGAUGCGUCCCAGCAGGUGUCACCCAGCUCAGAGGCUUUGAACAAGCCCGCUCACUCCCAACCGGACCAUAACACUUCUGGUCAGAUCUUAGCGGACCCGCCGCUGAACAAGCCUGCUUACCACCAACCAGACCAUAGCACGGCCGAUCGGAGUUUACCCCAAUUGUCGUUCCCGGUGUGGAUGCUUGUGAUCAGCAGUUUCCAGAGAGCUCAGAGACUGUGA